CCUCUGUCUCUGUCACAAAUAAUGAGCUCACAUUGUGUAGACAUGAUUUAGAAAAUCUAAUUUUUGUGUGUUCAAGAGCAAAAAACAAUAUUUUCUCCUACGUGUAGCAAGCAAAAAAGUUUGCGCGUUACUUUGUGCAAGUGUAUUAACUAAUUCAACUACUUCUUGCGGUAAUUGUGAAACUGCAAUUAUAUAGGCCACGGAAAGAUUCUUGGGUGCGGCACUCAAUUUGAUGUAAAGGUAAGUUCCAAAAGGUAAAGGUGCUCACACAUAACACGUAAAUACCAUACGAAACGGUACAACAAAAAUGUCUGAUGCGAUGAGCGCACCGCCGCCAUUAAUACCCCAGCUGCAAGAGAUGCAGCAGCAGCAACAACAACAGCAUCACCAACAACAACAACAGCAGCAACAACAGGCGGCAAACUCUGCUACUGCGCAGCAAUGGAGUAACUACGCCUGGUGGCAUCAUCAUGGCAGUAACGCAGCUGCCUAUCAACAGCAAUAUCAACAAUAUUAUCAAUAUUAUAUGCGCUACCAGCAGCAGCAGCAACAACAACAACAACAGCAGGUAACAUCGACCAUCAGUUCGUCAAAUGCGCCGCCUGGUUUUAGCAAUGCGCUGGCGGCACCGCCGCUACCUACGGCUCCGCCACCGCCGCCACCACCACCUGCACAGUCGGGUAAUAAAAAUCAACAACAACAACAACAGCAGCAGCAACAGAAAAAUUUUGGUGGCAUACGUUUUAAUUUAAAUUUGAAUCAAAAACGUUUGGCAAAUGCGCCAAAUCCGCUGCAGCAACAACAACAACAGCAGCUGCAGCAGCAGCAACAACAGCACGCUAUGCAGCAGCUUAAUCUCUAUAAUAACAUGAACAACAACAACAACAAUUCUAACAAAAAGAAGCGCAAGCGCAAUAACAAAAACAAUAAUAAUAAUAAUAAUAAUAAUAACAACAACAACAUGAACAAACAACAACAGCAGCAGCUGACUGCUGCCUAUGAACCGUCGUCUGCUGGAUUCUCUGGCAUUUCUCUAAAUCCAUUUUCUACGCCAGCAGUGCCGUCCACACCGGAUUUAAGCAAGCCACCACCCCCCUUACCCUUAAUACAAACACCAGCACUAGCAGCUGCCGUUGUUGCCCCACAACAACAGCAGCAGCAGUCGCCUCCGCCGCAGCCGCCGGUAGCUGUUUUGGAGCCGCAGCAGCCAAAUCAGUCGCAGGCACUGCCGCAACCAGCAGCAGCAGCAGCAUUUAAACGUCCCAAUAGCUGCUUCCAAAUGGGCUCGAAUGAUUCGUGGCCUGAUUCUCUGAAUCAGUAUGUGGCCCGUUGCUAUUCCAAGUGUACAACCGACUUGGACAAGGAUCAAAUCGAUAUCUGUCUAAAGGGUAAAAUUAUUGCCGCCGCCAAUCGUAAUGAACUCUGGACGCGCGACUGGGACAAUGAGCCCAUGCCGACGGUGCACAGCGAGCGCGAUGCCAUAGACGUGGUGCUAAGUAAUGUAACGCCUCCACAACCACAACGUAGCAACUACUUUAACAAAAAACAGCAAGAACAGCAGCAGCAGCAGCAGCAACCACAGCAGCUGCAACAGACAACCCCAAAGCCUAGUCAAAAGACACCAAAUGUAAAUCAAUUUAAACAGAAGGGCAAUGCCUUUAACAAGUUUGCCAAUGGCGGCUACGGACAGCAGCAGCAGCAGCAGUCUUCCCGCUACUCUAGGAGUCGUUCACGUUCGCCCACGUCGUCCACGUCCUCGGCAUCAAAAUAUAACAAUAGGAAACGUUAUUCUCGUUCGCCACGUUCGCGUUCCCGUUCCCGUUCCCAUUCGCGUUCGCGCAGCAGCAGCGCCAGCAGUCCACCAGCUCGUAAGGUGCUCCGCAAGACUGGCUUAAAUGAUUCACUGGGCAGCGAUUUUAUACCAAUCAAUUCGAAUCUGUCGAGGAAACAGCAGAAAAUGCUGAUGAAGAGGAAUAAGCGUGCAGCCGCUGCCGCCGUCGGUGGCAAAAAGAAGACGCCACAUUUUUAUGCCACGCAUUCGUCGUCGGUGGGCGGUGCCGUUGAUGAUGACACAGCGCGCUUGCAACAGCGUGCGGCACGUUUCUCACAGUCGAGCAGUGGCUCGACUAAGAAAUCUGUCGUCGCAAUUGCAAGCUCACCGUUUGGUCUCACCACGGCCAAGCAUAAGAAGAGAUUGCAGGCCGCGGCGGCGGCUUCCCGUUCAGCGUCGUCGUCCAUGUUCUACGAGGAUGAUGCGGGUGCGGCGGGCUUAGAUUUACUCAAUUUGCAUAUUGUAGGCUCAUGUAGGGAUUUAGAAAAGUCAUUCUUGCGCCUUACCAAAGCGCCAUCACCAUCCGAAGUGCGUCCCGUUGAGGUGCUCACUCAUUCGCUGGCUAAUGUGAAAGGCAAAUGGCGAGCCAAUCAGGAUUAUCAUUAUGCGUGUGAUCAGUUGAAGUCCAUACGCCAGGAUCUGACUGUCCAAGGUAUACGCGAUAAGUUCACCGUUGAGGUAUAUGAGACGCAUGCGCGCAUUGCCAUGGAGAAGGGCGAUCAUGAAGAGUUCAAUCAGUGCCAGACACAGCUUAAGAUGCUUUACUUGGAAUUGGGCAACAGCAGCAAUUCGCUCGAGUUUACGGCCUAUCGCAUUAUCUAUUACAUCUUUACUAAAAAUACCUUGGACAUCACAACUGUUUUGCGUUCGAUAACAGCUGAUCAGCACGAGAAUCCUGCCAUUGCGCACGCUCUAGAGUUUCGUUCCGCAUGGUCGCUGGGCAACUAUUGCAAACUAUUCGAUCUGUAUAAAAGGGCGCCGCUCAUGUCGGGCCAUAUGAUUGAAUGGUUUUUGGAGCGCGAGCGCAAGGCGGCACUGCGCAUAAUUAUUAAAUCUUAUCGUCCCAACAUUAGCGUCGAAUAUGUGUCAAAUGUUUUGGCCUUUGAUAGCACUGAGAAGUGCAAAGAAUGGCUCGACACCUUCAGUUUACCCUAUGCCGCAGACGGCGCUCAAAUUGAUUGCAAAAAUGCAGCUGCUAUUGCCAUUUGAAGCCACUAACAAAGUGUGUUGGGCGUUUUUAAACUAAACUACAAACAGGUGUGGAGCGUGACGGCUUGGGCUGGCAGCGAGCGCACCAUCAAAGACAAUAUUCAACAAAAGAUCCAUACUCGAUAUCCGUUUGAAAAGCUCUUCAACUGUUAAUUAGCAGAACGAGCAUUUUUCACGGUAUCGACGCGGCUACCUCCCUGUCUCUCUCUCCCUCUCUAUCUAUCUUUUAGCCUGGCCCCUUUUGCACCAUUGUAUAUAUUCGAUCUAUUAGUGCGUGUGGCCUUGCGUUAAUGUUAGGAAGUUUUUUUUUAUAUGUAUGCAUCAUUCUAGAUUGAAAAUGUAUCUCAGUUCGGUUUUCCCUCCCCUUAAUCCAACUCAAAUGUGUCUGCAAACUCUUACACCACACCCAAUUCGUCGUCGGUUCACAUUCUCAUGGAUUUUCAAUUAAUGUCUUCUCUGCGCUUAAACGUUUCAUCAAAAUUCCACGUCCAGCCUCAACAAUCUGCUUUCGCUGAACAUCGUCGAGUACCUCGCAUGGAUUAUCUAAUGAUCUUCAUAUGGAUAGCAUCCUGGAACUUCGCGUCGGUUUUAUAGCGAUUAAGGUGAAUGCUAAACGGCUGAUGCUGGAAAUGCUCAAAGUCAACAGGGACUCGGCACUCAAAGUAGUAAACGGCAACAGGAUCGUGGCUCCUGGGAUCAGCAGAAGAGAUUCUCAGGAUAUGUCUGAAAUACAUAGAAAGGAUCAACAAAUGGAUCAAUGCAAUAAACGCUGCACGCUGAUAUCCACAAAUAGAUUAUGUAUUAAUCAGGAAGGCCGCGAUCAACAGUCCAGUUAAGGGCGUUGUUGAGCUUCAAGCAAUUAUUUGAACGACGCCUUAGCCGAUUCGUCUUCAUCCGUUUUAAAUAACAAUUUAGCAAUGCGGCAUCCGUUUGGCUCUCAUAACUGAAGUCCAGCACAACGCUGGAACAUCUUUUCAGGUUUUUGGAGUGGUUCCUACCAAAGUCUAACGUCCGUAAAACAGCAAAAAUAAAAAACUAAAUUGAAAUCCAUCAUAAUAAUCAACGUCCUAGUUGAACAAAACUUUUAAAUGGGUUUCUCAGAUAAAAAGAAACAAUGAAAAUUUCAAGUGCAAGUUAUAAAAAUGUGAACCUUACCUAUCUAAAAACUGAACAGAACAAAGCAAAAGUGAACUAAAGUCUAUUAACCAUAAUAUUAACAAAGAAAAAAAAAAACAAGCAGCAGCAACAAAUAACAAUUAACACAAGAAACAAAAAUGCAGGCUCAAAACAGAGUCUAAACAAUUAC
Molecule: messenger RNA, 4346 nt
Organism: Drosophila montana
Lineage: Eukaryota; Metazoa; Arthropoda; Insecta; Diptera; Drosophilidae
Product: leukocyte receptor cluster member 8 homolog
Exons: 6
Coding region: 308-3040 (910 amino acids)
Cellular component (GO): nucleus
Source: RefSeq, a predicted model, not a curated record